This is a messenger RNA of Ziziphus jujuba (common jujube), 1875 nucleotides long. RefSeq lists its product as uncharacterized. Gene Ontology annotation, cellular component: membrane. The transcript is spliced from 7 exons. NCBI's taxonomy places the organism in Eukaryota, Viridiplantae, Streptophyta, Magnoliopsida, Rosales, Rhamnaceae. The record is from RefSeq and is a predicted model, not a curated record. Bases 97 to 1560 code for a protein of 487 amino acids.
CCACUGUCAAUUGAAUUGAGCUGAGAAAUCUCACUCUCCCUCUUCACAGAGAGAGAGAGAGAGAGAGAGAGAGAGAGGUUUUCUUUGUGCUCAGCAAUGGCUUCCCAAUCACCGUUUACACGUAACCCAACGGUUUUUCCUACAAUUAAGCAAUCUGCUUCUGUUUCCGUCUCUUCUUCUUCUGUGUGCUCAACCUCUUCCUUGUGCAACUACUCUUCCAUGUUCUUUACCUCUCACACCACCACUCCUAUAAAACGACAUCGUAUUGUCUUCUCCUCUUCUCCUUCUCCUUCUCCUUCUCCUUCUCCUUCUUCUUCUUCUUCUUCUUCAUCAUCGUCUUCCGGUGCUCGUGGGGCUAAACAGAGACGAAUGAUGAAGUCCGUUGACCUAGAUUCGUUGAGUUCAAGUUCGAAAUCGAAUUCGGCAUUGGUAGGCAAUUCAGAUGGAAAUCGAUCCCAAAGCCAGAAGAUGCGAAACCUAAGUUUCAAAUCGUUGUUUGAUAGUCGAACUCUGUGGCGGAGGAUAUUAUUCGCUUCCAGGAAAGUUAGGAGCAUCAUUUUGCUCAACGUCAUCACCAUUGUCUACGCCAGUAACAUCCCAGUUGUGAAGGAGGUUGAAGCAAAUAUGGACCCAGCAACCUUCACUGUUGUACGGUUUGUUGUUUCGGCAAUUCCAUUCAUUCCAUUUGUAUUACGAGAACAAGAUGAUGUUCAUACGCGUAAUGCUGGAAUUGAGUUGGGUGUUUGGGUUAGUUUAGGGUAUCUAAUGCAGGCACUGGGACUGCUAACAUCAGAUGCUGGACGUGCGUCAUUCUUAUCUAUGUUCACUGUAAUUGUGGUUCCCUUGCUUGAUGGUAUGUUAGGAGCAAUAGUCCCUGCAAGAACUUGGUUUGGAGCACUGAUGUCUAUUAUAGGAGUUGCUAUGCUGGAAUCCAGUGGUUCUCCACCGAGUGUUGGAGAUCUUUUGAACUUCUUAAGUGCGGUAUUUUUUGGUGUCCAUAUGCUAAGAACUGAACAUAUAUCCAGAAGUACCAACAAAGAGAAAUUCUUACCCCUCCUAGGAUAUGAGGUAUGUGUUGUAGCCACUUUCUCAACAAUAUGGUAUUUUGUCGGAGGCUGGUUAGGGGGUGUCCAAGAUUACGAUCCAUCAUCAUGGACGUGGACGAUGUUUUGGGAAUGGAUGGUUGCAUUUCCAUGGAUUCCUGCACUUUACACGGGCAUAUUCUCUACAGGACUAUGCUUAUGGGUAGAGAUGGCUGCAAUGCGUGAUGUAUCUGCUGCAGAAACUGCAAUAAUUUAUGGCUUGGAGCCAGUUUGGGGUGCUGGUUUUGCUUGGUUUCUACUUGGCGAAAGAUGGGGAGCUGCAGGUUGGACUGGGGCUCUUCUUGUUCUGGUUGGAAGUUUAACGGUACAGAUAUAUGGAUCGUCAUCCCCUGAUGGUGGAGAUGAAAAUAGAGAUGAAAAACUUGAGAAGCUACAAGUUUCAGAUCAGAAAAAUAGUUUAUCUGCCUCUCCGGUUAUUGUCAGUUCCAGAAAGGAUGUUUCUGAUGUGGUAAAGUAAGCAAUAUAUAAAUAUAUAUAUAUAUGAUUAUAUAAACAUGUUCCUACUUUACCCUUUUCUUAAUGAGAAUUCAACAUACUUUUUCCAUGACAUAUCUUUUUGUAGUUAUAUAUAGUCCUUGUGUAAUACAUAUAGUUUUAGAUUGUAAUUUUAGAUAGCUGGCUGGAGGCCUGAAAAUCAUUUUAACCAUACAAUGUAUAUAUAUAAUGACAAUUUCUUUAUGUUAUGAUUUGGAGCUGAAAGAGCUUUAUGUGAAUUUCGUUGGCUGCUGACCUGUUGUGUAGAUGAUUACAUAAUUCAUAUAGUUUAGCUUUA